AAUAACAUUCAUUGUAGCAUUGUUGAAAUUACAGAGAGAUUGAAGGAAUCUCAGUAUUUACCUUCAGAAGUUGAAAUUGCUAGCAUCAUUGAUAAAAAUACUAAAAUAGUAAAUUGUAAUCCCAGCUUUGGGAACUAUAUGUCCCCAGUCAUCCCUGAAGAAUGAACCUAUAGUGCAGAAACAAGGAUUACUACUUUUCACUUAAGCUGUUAAUGUCUGCAUUACUAGGAGUUGCGCAUCCUGAAGAAUACUGGCCUCAUGAAACUCUAAAUUCAUGCAGUGAGAAUAUUGUGUUUGACCAUCCCUUUGGGAUAAAUGUGAUACUUCCUGAUAAUCGGAAAGCAGAUUACCUUUAUACAUGUGUCAAGUGCUGUAAAACGUAUAAGUUUCAGCAAUCUUUGAAUAGGCAUCUUACAUAUGAAUGUGGGAAACUACCUCAGUUUCAGUGUCCAUACUGCAAUGAAAAGAGACAUCUUAAAUGUAAUUUGGAUAAACACAUUAUGCGUAAACAUAAAAAAAUUCCAAUGUGUAUUUAGUUCCACCAUAUAGUAGAUGUUGUCAUGAGAUAC
This is a messenger RNA of Schistocerca nitens (vagrant locust), 569 nucleotides long. Its product is annotated as longitudinals lacking protein, isoforms A/B/D/L-like. The transcript is spliced from 2 exons. The record is from RefSeq and is a predicted model, not a curated record. Lineage: Eukaryota; Metazoa; Arthropoda; Insecta; Orthoptera; Acrididae. The coding region runs from base 213 to 536 and encodes 107 amino acids.